AUGGCUGCGAAUCCCACGACGACGGAAGUACUUACUAUCCCCACUAAGGAUAUUGAGCCCGAGCCAUCUACAUCGAAAGAUACAACUCCCGCUUCUCGCCCAGAAGACCAACGGGGAACUCGUCUCUACGUCGGAAAUCUGGAUCAUUCUGUGGACGAUCAGAACACACACGCAACUUACAGUAACUCGGGAGCGGGCCCUCACCGACGCCACGCAGCUCCUCCAAAACAUACUACUCUUUCUUUGAUGAAAACCCAGAACAAGCUUCAAAAACGCGAGAGGACAUCCAAGGAGGCAGAUGCUCUACUGUCGGAAGUAUUGGGGCCCCCAACUUCUACACCUUUAUCACUUCCUGCUAAACCGCCGCCCUCAAUUGUGCCAGCCUCAACGCAGAGUGUACAAUCAGUUCCUCGUCGACACCCAGAGCCAACAGGCCAACCCGGCCCGCUCUUAAACCUCGGUAUAAUCCCUCCAUCAAUCAAGAACGCUGCCUCGCGUCCCCCCGCUCUUUCUUCUCACGUAAAAGAAAAACCCGGAAAGCUGCAUUGCAGGCGUCGCUUGGUAUUGUGCGGAAGAAAUGAGAUUGUUGGUCAGUUGUGA
This is a messenger RNA of Rhizoctonia solani, 600 nucleotides long. Its product is annotated as RNA recognition motif domain-containing protein. The transcript is spliced from 5 exons. Bases 1 to 600 code for a protein of 199 amino acids. The record is from RefSeq and is a predicted model, not a curated record. Lineage: Eukaryota; Fungi; Basidiomycota; Agaricomycetes; Cantharellales; Ceratobasidiaceae.